AUGAACAAACAGGACUAUAUGAACACUUGGGUACAGGAGCCCCCUCUUGACUACUCCUUCAGAAGCAUCCACAUCAUUCAAGGCCUCCGUACUCAGGGAGCCUUACAAUCCGGCUGCCCGUCCUCCGCAGGUUUCUUUCUGGGCCCCAUGCCCCAGGGUCUUAGCCCUCAUUCCCGAGCCCCGCCUGCCGCGGCCGCACCUGGUCCGAGUCCUCGUUCUCGCUGCUGUAGCAGCACCCCAUGGCCGGGGUCGGGCCGGGCGCUCAGGCCGCGCCGAGGAGGGACGGCGUCCGUCAGGAGCCCUUCCGGUCACAUGACCUGCGGCUGCCUCCCGUAGGCUACAACCCACUCCCUCCCCCCGUUUCCCCGGUCCCGGAGCCGCUAGUCCUCCUCAGUCAAUACCCCGGCUUCCGGUCCCGCCCGCUAGCGCGUGAUCGUUGUCAACCAAUGGGAAGGCGAGACCUGCGUAACCAGACACGCAGGCACGUGAUACGAGGAAAGACAGGGGCGGAUCACCUGACUUUUAUCUUUCCAGUCUCUAAACUGGCAGUAGUAGCCGUUGUGAAUUGUUAUGCGUUCGCGUGGGCACUAGGCGACUUUUCUGGGCCAUUGAGCAAACUCGUGCCAAAUGCCCUCGGUUAUCCCCUGCAGCAGGCCCAGGACUCUCUCACCUGUCCUGUGCUCUGGUCUUCCCUAAGCAGGAGCCUCUAGCCCAGGGCCCAGGUAGGGACCAUGUCCGCUGCCAUUGCAUUGGCCUUCCUGCCACUGGUGGUAACAUUGCUGGUGCGGUACCGGCACUACUUCCGAUUGCUGGUGCGCACAGUCUUGAUGCGAAGCCUCCGAGACUGCCUGUCAGGGCUGCGGAUUGAGGAGCGGGCCUUCAGCUACGUACUCACCCAUGCCCUGCCUGGUGACCCUGGCCACAUCCUCACCACUCUGGACCACUGGAGCAGCCACUGCGAGUACUUGAGCCAUAUGGGGCCUGUCAAAGGUCAGAUCCUGAUGCGGCUGGUGGAGGAGAAGGCCCCUGCUUGUGUGCUGGAAUUGGGAACCUACUGUGGAUACUCUACCCUGCUUAUUGCCCGAGCUCUGCCCCCUGGGGGUCGCCUUCUCACUGUGGAGCGGGACCCACGCACGGCAGCAGUGGCUGAAAAACUCAUCCGCCUGGCCGGCUUUGAUGAGCAAAUGGUGGAGCUCAUCGUGGGCAGCUCAGAGGAGGUGAUCCCGUGCUUACGUACCCAGAAUCAGCUGAAUCGGGCAGACCUGGUGCUCCUGGCACACCGGCCACGAUGUUACCUGAGGGACCUGCAACUGCUGGAAGCCCAUGCCCUACUGCCAGCAGGUGCCACUGUGCUGGCUGACCAUGUACUCUUCCCUGGUGCACCCCGCUUCUUGCAGUAUGCUAAAAGCUGUGGCCAUUACCGCUGCCGCCUCCACCACACUGGCCUUCCAGACUUCCCUGCCAUUAAGGAUGGCAUAGCUCAGCUCACCUAUGCUGGACCAGGCUGA
Molecule: messenger RNA, 1508 nt
Organism: Callithrix jacchus (white-tufted-ear marmoset)
Lineage: Eukaryota; Metazoa; Chordata; Mammalia; Primates; Cebidae
Gene: LRTOMT
Product: leucine rich transmembrane and O-methyltransferase domain containing
Biological process (GO): catecholamine catabolic process; developmental process; dopamine metabolic process
Molecular function (GO): catechol O-methyltransferase activity
Source: RefSeq, marked validated